Messenger RNA from Ixodes scapularis (black-legged tick), 2530 nucleotides. Its product is annotated as suppressor of lurcher protein 1. The record is from RefSeq and is a predicted model, not a curated record. The coding region runs from base 1 to 1803 and encodes 600 amino acids. Gene Ontology annotation, cellular component: plasma membrane. NCBI's taxonomy places the organism in Eukaryota, Metazoa, Arthropoda, Arachnida, Ixodida, Ixodidae. The transcript has 12 exons.
AUGUGUAUACUUGCAGAUUGCCGCUGCGUGACGUUCGACGAGACGUUCGGCAAGGAGUACGGCGUCUUCACGUCCCCCAACUAUCCGGUCCCGUACGAGGAAAACAUCGAAUGCGUGCUCUUUCGCUUCGUCGGCACGCCGGACCAGAUCGUUCGCAUCUCUUUCGAAGAGUUCGACGUGCAACGAAGCAAUCUUGAGUGUGUGUAUGGGGACUACGUGAAGCUGUUCCUACACCUAGACGGCGAGGAGUCCGUGAACAGCCGCAGCCCGUACAACUCAAUUCUGUGCGGCAAGAUCGGGGACAUCGAGAUGACCCACUACUCGUCGGGCCACGCGCUCAUCUUUGAGUUCCACUCGGACUGGCGCCAGGGAAACAACUCGGGGUUCCGGGGAACCUACAGGUUUCUCAGCAAAAAGCAAUUCGAGACGGACGGCUUCCCCGUGGCGGACUCCCGGUGCAGCUACCUCAUGGAGAGCGCCAACCGGACCUCGGGCCGCUUCUUCUCCCCCCAGUACCCGAGCUCGUACCCGAGGGACGUCAAGUGCGCUUACCGAUUCCUCGGCAAGGAGAACGAGCGCGUCAAGGUGCUCUUCGAGCAGGUCCGACUCCAGCGGGGAGACUUCAGCUGUUUCAACAGUCCGGACGUGAUCCUGGUGCACGACGGCCGAGACGGCAGCUCUCCGGUCAUCGGCCAGCUGUGCAACCGCAACGUUUGGGUGGAGAUGAUGUCCACGGGGCCGGACCUGUACAUCACCUUCAGUUCGCAGAGCCACUUCCCCGGGAGGGGCUUCAUGGCCAAGUACACCUUCUCCGAGGCGCCUUACAACGGUUCCCUCGACCAGCUCGUGUCCAUAGAACCCCAAAAGAACCACGACGGCGUCUACUUCAACAGACAAGGCAACGGCAGCUGCGACCACGUGAUCAUGAGCAACAGCUCCAAGAACGGGACGAUCACGAGCCCGCUGUACCCGAACCCGUACCCGGAAAACGCCCGCUGCAACUACCACUUCCAGGGCGAGGGCAAGGAGCGUGUCCAGAUCAAGUUCACGGACUUCGACCUCUACAUGCCGCACGAGGGCAUCAAGGAGUGCGAAAACGUGGACUCCGUGAUCGGCUUCAUCACAAUCAAGGGCCAGCGCGAGCGGCUGGACAACUUCUGCGGGUCCCACCUGCCCAACCAGAUCAUGUCCAACGAGCACCGCAUGACGGUCAUCUUCCAGAGCUUCGGCAACAGGCCGCCCAGUGUCAAGGGCUUCCGGGCCAUCUACCAGUUCGUCACCAAUUUUGGCAUUCCUUCAGGUCGCCAGGAUCCUCAGGGAGUGUGCACCUUCAUCUACAACAGCUCUGAGGUGUCGAACGGGACCUUCUCGACGCCCAACUACCCGGGCGUGUACCCGCGAGACACCGAGUGCCACUACCUGUUCUACGGGAAGAGCAACGAGAAGAUCUACAUCGAGUUCGCCUACUUCGAUGUCGAAGGCGUGCCACCGUGUCUGUCGGACACGGCCAGCGACUACGUGGAGUUCUCCAACUUCCGCACGGUGGACCGGAAAAUCCCGCGGCACUGCGGCAACCUGCGCCCGACCAAGAUAGAGUCUGACGCAGACUUCUUCCGAGUUGCCUUCAAGUCGAACGACAAGUUCGACGGCACAGGCUUCGAGGCCUUCUACCAGUUCAGGAACAACCCGGAUCCAUUCACGGUCCGGCAAGUCUCGGCUGUACAGAAUAAGCAAGAGGGACUAAGCUCGUCAACUCUAACAACUGUGCUCGCACUCAUCCUGAUGUUCCUGAUUGGCCAAUAGGAUGCUUCGCCCGGCACAGGCUGUGCCAGGACUCAUUUUCAUCCUACUCCACCUUCAAGCACUCUGCGAUCAGACUCUAGGUGCUCAAUUGCGCAGCGGGCCUGGCUCCGUGCCUGCGUAUAUUUUGUUGGUUUCUUCCGUGUGCGUGGAGGGUUUUCCAAAGACUGGUCGUACCCGCUCCUGUUGCAUUCUUUGCAUAUGUUUUGUCCCCUGCCUCGGGAUCAAGAGCUACUUGGAGUGGUCUCAAGUCGUAACCAUCCUCAAGAUCUUCGUAACCCGUGUACCGAGCUACAAGGUGGAAGGACCAGACGUCGGUGUUACCCUCAGCGUUCCUUGUACGAGGCCGUGGUCCCAAAACAGCCGGUGUGGUAAAGCGCCGUGACCCGUGAGAGUGGGAGACUCACACCUGUUUGAGGUUGGAAAAUGCUGAAGACGCAAUUGUACUCUCUCAUAAUUUGGAGCUGUACACAACAACAAAAAACAAUACAUGUUUGCUUCGGGUUUGUUGUGCCUGAAACAUGAAUUUACAUUCUCUCUUUUUGGGUGACCUUUUGUUGUUGAAGCUUACAUUGCACUACGUAGCAUGAUUGGAUUAUUUGUCCGGUAACUUACUUCAUGUGUUAAAAAAAAAUGUUAGACAUCAAACGCUGAAAGUAAGCACCAUUUUUUUUUUUACUUGAAUAAAAACUGGGAAUGAUUUGAAAAUAAACAAUAUUUCUAAGUUGAA